AUGGACCGUGGAGCGGGGCAUGUCGAAAGCCCGUGCUACAACACGGUAAGAAGUAGCACUGGCCAGCCAGAACAGGAAGACCAGGGUCUCUAUUUCUGGUCUCCACCCGUGAUCAUACCGCCUCCCCAGGAUGUCCAGAAGGGCGUUGAACGUCUCCCUGGUCACGCGGUAGUCAAUGCGCAUGUCGCUGUGUCCAUCAAAAUAGAUGGCCAGCACUGGCUAUCCAACUUGGGCCGGGUGUAUUCCAGCAUUACAGACAAUGAAUUGGAUGACCUAGUCACAGAGCUGGUGGCAGGCAAUGACAGGCUGGGUCCUGAGUCGGUAAGAGCAUCAUUGCAUGCGAGAGGAGUCCGUGUGCAAAGAAGAAGGGUGCGGGAAAGCAUGCUGCGCACAAACCCGGGGGGUGCUGCUCUGAGGUCGUUGCUGCAGAGACCGGAGAGACGCAGUUACAGUGUCCAAGGUCCCAAAUCAUUGUGGCACAUUGAUGGAAACCACAAACUAAUAAGGUAUUCACUGGACUCGAGUCCACAUGUCUGGAGGAUAGUCAUCCAUGGUGGGAUUGAUGGCUACAGUCGCCUGGUCGUGUUCCUCAGAGCCUCCUCCAACAACCGCAGCACUACAGUGUUGGAGAGCUUUAUCAAUGCUGUGGCUCGCUAUGGUGUGCCCUCCCGGGUCAGGACCGACCGAGGAGGAGAAAACGUUGCAGUGUGGGACGUUAUGAACGUCUUCAGAGGUUUCCAUCGAGGCAGUGCCAUUCAGGGGAGGAGUGUGCAUAAUCAGCGCAUAGAGAGGCUCUGGGGGGACCUCUGGCGUGGAUUGGUCAAUGUGUACCACGAACUGUUCACCUUUUUGGAGAGCGAGGGAAUAGUCGACCCUGAUAAUGACAUGCACCUCUGGGCUCUCCAUUAUAUCUAUCUCCCGAGGCUCAACCAAGAUUUGGCAGAUUUUUGCAGUCAGUGGAACAACCAUGGGCUGAGGACGGAAGGUCACAGGACCCCACUGCAGAUUUUUGUCCAAGGGUGUCUUCAGCAGCAGGGAAGGGGUUCGACUGCCAUGCAGGAAAUUUUUGCUGUCCCUCCUGUGGGUGAUGUACAACCUCCACCUCCUCAAGCUGCUGCUCCAGAUCCUGUUGCCCCUGCUGCCCAGGAAGAGGCGGCAUUGUUGGACUGGCCAGAGAGAGUUACUGUGCCUUCCAUAGACUUCAUUAUGGAAGAGGCAGUGGUGCAACAAAUACAGGCACAGUUUGACCCUUUAGGUGGACCCAGGGGACAGCAUGGAUUACAAAUCCUACGUGACCUGAUUGUCUUUUUAGACUCCUUGCCAUAG
This is a messenger RNA of Engraulis encrasicolus (European anchovy), 1326 nucleotides long. RefSeq lists its product as uncharacterized. Gene Ontology annotation, biological process: DNA integration. Lineage: Eukaryota; Metazoa; Chordata; Actinopteri; Clupeiformes; Engraulidae. Gene Ontology annotation, molecular function: nucleic acid binding. The coding region runs from base 1 to 1326 and encodes 441 amino acids. The transcript has 3 exons. The record is from RefSeq and is a predicted model, not a curated record.